Phaethon lepturus (White-tailed tropicbird) is the source of this 396-nucleotide messenger RNA. Its product is annotated as scale keratin-like. NCBI's taxonomy places the organism in Eukaryota, Metazoa, Chordata, Aves, Phaethontiformes, Phaethontidae. Bases 1 to 396 code for a protein of 131 amino acids. Gene Ontology annotation, cellular component: intermediate filament. The record is from RefSeq and is a predicted model, not a curated record. Gene Ontology annotation, molecular function: structural constituent of cytoskeleton. The transcript has a single exon.
AUGUCUUGCUACGACCUGUGCCCCACCACCAGCAGCAUCGCCUGCCCCCAGCCCAUGGCUAACAGCUGUAACGAGCCGUGUGUCCGGCAGUGCCCCGACUCGACGGCCCUGAUCCAGCCGCCCCCCGUCGUCGUCACCUUCCCCGGCCCCAUCCUCAGCUCCUUCCCCCAGCAAGCCGUGGUGGGCUCCUCCGGAGCACCCGCCUUUGGGGGCUCCCUGGGGUCGGGGGGCCUCUACGGUGCCGGGAGCCUCUACGGUUACGGGGGCCCUCUGGGAUAUGGAGCCCAGUAUGGAUAUGGGAAUCCAGCCCUCUCCACGCUUGGCAGCGGGUACUGCAGCCCGUACUCCUCCCGCCGGUACAGCCGGUUCCUCCGCAGCAGCUGUGGGCCCUGCUAA